Molecule: messenger RNA, 1713 nt
Organism: Eremomyces bilateralis CBS 781.70
Lineage: Eukaryota; Fungi; Ascomycota; Dothideomycetes; Eremomycetales; Eremomycetaceae
Exons: 2
Coding region: 1-1713 (570 amino acids)
Molecular function (GO): protein binding
Source: RefSeq, a predicted model, not a curated record
AUGGUUGGCGAGAAGGUUCCAGAUUCCACAUGGCUCCUUGUAUUCGAGGGAUACGCUGCCGAAGGAAGAGAGGACGAAUUGCACAAGCUACUGGAGGAACUUGGCGAUCGCUCCGCUGAACUGGGUGACGAUGUUCGGGAAGUUAUGGUCAAGUUUUACGCUGCCAGAGGACGGUAUGUCAAGAGGUGGCACAAAGGCAAAGUCUUUGGCAGCUCAGAACCGGAUGACAGGGCGUUGAAUGCCGUGGUCAAGUACUGCUUGCAACACCGAGAUAUGAAAUUGGGGCAGGAGGUCGUCAAAGAGGCUCUCGACGGUGCCCCAAGCAAAAGCGCUUGGGACAGUGCGCUCUUAUGGGCUGCAGGCACUGGAAAGAGCAUCGAUGGGAUUGAGCAAAUGAUCAACGUCAUGGCUUCAAGAGCUCGCGGCAAGGAUAAACAUGAUUUACCAGACAUACAGUCAAUCAAUAAGCUGAUCGAAUAUGCGUUAUCGAAGAACGAUGCAUAUGCAGCGGAACGAUACCGGAAUCUUGGGAAGAAACUGGAUUUCAAGGCUGACGGCCAGGCGUAUCUCCUAGCCAUGCGGAUACCACUUAUCGCCAACGAUCUUCUGGAGGCCAUGAAAACGUAUCAAGAACUGAAGAGCACGCAUAUUGAGUUCGAAGAGAACGAUGACGUGCCUGUCAUCAACCGACUCCUUACCGCCUUAUGUUCCUCCGAGAACCAAGACUACGAUACUAUCAUGUCCGUUGUCGACGACCUCACCGAACGUGGCGCAAAAUUCCUCCCCGAGACAGUCAGCGCUCUUUCCCUCCUGCAUCUCGAGCGAGACGAAAUCCAAGAUCUCAUCCAGCUCCUCAAAUCGCAUGCGGCCCGCUUCUCCUCUUCCCAGCGCGCCGCUCUCCUCUCAACCUUCGUUACCUACUGCCUUGAUCCCGAGCGUCCCACGGAUCGCGCCUGGGAUGUCAGUACCAUCGUCCACGACGUGUUCGACGAAGUCGAUCGCCCUACUCGCACCCAACUCAUGGAAGACUUUUUCCGCCGCGGCCGUGCCGACAAGGCGUGUAUAAUUUUUAACCACAUGCGAGACUCGCUCGUCGAUGAGGUUCGCGCGACCGCGGAGACAUAUGUCGUUGCAUUCGUCGGCAUUGCGAUGUGUACCGACACUGAAUCUCUCCGCAACGUACACAAUCAGCUGAAGGUUGACAUCACUGUCAAUCCGGACACGAAGAUGUACAAUGCGCUGAUACUCGCAUAUACGAGCUGUGGGUCCGCCGGGAAGGCCAUACAGCUCUGGGAUAGCAUCUAUCACUCGUCGGAAGGUCCGUCCUUCAACAGUUUCAACAUCAUGUUCUGGACUUGCGAAAAUCUGCUCGGCGGUGCAGAGAUGGCCACGCCUAUCUGGGAGACCCUCAAUGCGCUCCCCACGGUAGAGAUCCCGAAGGAUGUGUUCAUCGCCUACCUUGGCGCACUUGCUGGGAGUUCGGAGUUGAAGGAGGCUACACGCCUGGUGGAGACAGAGUUGGGAUAUCCACCAGAUGCGACAAUGUUGGGAACCAUCUUCAAUGCUCUUCCAGAGAUACAUCGUCAGAGCGAGAUGGAAGCAUGGGCAAGGGAAAAGUAUCCUGAAAUUUGGACGGAGCUUGAACAGCUUGGCAGGAAGCGGACAGCAAGGGGAACUCGAAGAUUUCAGAUUGAUCGAACGCUUGAGCCAUAA